UUUGCUUGCUGCCCUGCUGCUGCUGCUCCACCGCCGCCAUGGGGAAGACGGACUUCCUGAGCCCCAAGGCCAUCGCCAACCGCAUCAAGUCGAAGGGGCUGCAGAAGCUGCGCUGGUACUGCCAGAUGUGCCAGAAGCAGUGCCGGGAUGAGAAUGGCUUUAAAUGUCAUUGCAUGUCAGAAUCUCACCAGCGACAGCUGCUGCUGGCGUCUGAAGAUCCUGAGCAAUUCAUGGAUUAUUUUUCAGAGGAAUUCCGGAAUGAUUUCUUAGAACUUCUCAGAAGAAGAUUUGGAACAAAGAGGGUCCACAAUAAUAUAGUAUAUAAUGAAUAUAUUAGUCACCGAGAACACGUCCAUAUGAAUGCUACCCAGUGGGAAACUCUGACGGAUUUUACCAAGUGGCUAGGGAGAGAAGGCUUCUGCAAAGUGGACGAAACUCCCAAAGGCUGGUACAUCCAAUAUAUCGACCGAGACCCCGAGACGAUCCGUAGGCAGCAAGAGCAGGAGAAGAAAAAGAAACAGGACCUGGAUGAUGAAGAGAAAACGGCCCGAUUCAUUGAAGAACAAGUCCGGAGAGGCUUGGAGGGGAAAGAGCAGGGAGAACCAGUCUACACAGAACUGAACAGAGAAAACGAGGAGGAGAAAGUGGUAUUUAAUUUGUGCAAAGGAGCAAGCACUUCAACAGCGUCUCAUUCCAAAGCCAGCGCACUUGGAUCCAGCGCACUGAAGGAGGCAGGAGCAGCACCCACAGUGAAGCGGAAAGAAAUGCCUCAGAAUUCAGAUCAGUCGAAAGAGAAGAAGAAGAAGAAGAAAACAGCCCUCGACGAGAUCAUGGAGUUUGAGGAAGAGAAGAAGAAAUCUUCCCGGACAGACCAUUGGCUGCAGCCUGAAAUUGUGGUCAAAAUUAUAACGAAGAAACUGGGUGAGAAAUACCACAAAAAGAAGGCAGUUGUCAAGGAAGUAAUCGACAAAUACACAGCAGUUGUCAAGGUGAUUGACUCCGGAGAUAAACUGAAGCUUGACCAAACACAUCUGGAGACGGUGAUCCCAGCACCAGGCAAAAAGGUGCUGGUUCUAAACGGGGGUUAUAGAGGAAAUGAAGCUACCUUAGAGAGCAUCCAUGAGAAAAAGUAUUCGGCAACGAUACUCAUUGAAACUGGACCUCUGAAAGGACGUCAAGUCGAAGGCAUUCCUUAUGAAGACAUUUCCAAGUUGGCCUGAGAUGAUUGGAAGAGCACAUGGACUUGGAGGUACCCUACCUAAGGAU
Messenger RNA from Lacerta agilis (Sand lizard), 1266 nucleotides. It is a transcript of the gene KIN, whose product is annotated as Kin17 DNA and RNA binding protein. The record is from RefSeq and is a predicted model, not a curated record. Bases 39 to 1220 code for a protein of 393 amino acids. Gene Ontology annotation, cellular component: nucleus. Gene Ontology annotation, biological process: DNA replication; DNA damage response. NCBI's taxonomy places the organism in Eukaryota, Metazoa, Chordata, Lepidosauria, Squamata, Lacertidae. Gene Ontology annotation, molecular function: double-stranded DNA binding. The transcript is spliced from 13 exons.